AUGGAAUCGACGCUUUCUCCUUCCGCUGGGAUGGGCUCAAAUUUGGAUUGCGGAAUCGCAUCUGAUCCGACUGCAAAGCAUGCAAGCUUUGGCCCCGUCUCCGGUCUCGGUCUCGAGCCCGCGCUUCCACCGCAGCUCGUCACGCAGGCAUACAUGCAAGAAGCGGGCUACAGUAUUCCAUCGCUUUGUCGAGCCACCGGGAACGCCGAAGGAGGCGAGCAAGCUGACUCGUCGAAGCAUGACCCAAGUCGAGCUCGCCUCGUGCUCGCUUCGACUCGCGCCGCCUCCCUGGCGCCGGGCAUCCCAAACAUGAACAAAGGGCAGUGGAGGCCCAGUGGAAAUCAUGGAAACUUGAAUGCGCUGCUGCUCACCAACUAG
This is a messenger RNA of Moesziomyces antarcticus, 378 nucleotides long. RefSeq lists its product as uncharacterized. The transcript has 2 exons. Lineage: Eukaryota; Fungi; Basidiomycota; Ustilaginomycetes; Ustilaginales; Ustilaginaceae. The record is from RefSeq and is a predicted model, not a curated record. Bases 1 to 378 code for a protein of 125 amino acids.